UGGAACAUCUCAUGGGAGUCAUCCUCCUUGCAUGCUACCUGCUCACCGUAUCUGGAAACCUCAUGAUCAUCAUGAUCAUCAUUCAUGAUCAUCACCUACACACACCCAUGUACUUCUUCUUAUGGAAUCUUUCCUGCUUAGAGAUUUUAAUUACAACCACUGUGGUGCCAAAGGUGCUGGCUAGUCUUCUGCUAGGCUUCACAACAAUUUCGUACCCAGCUUGCCUUUCUCAGUGCUAUUUCUUCUUCUUCUUAGGAAGCAGUGACUUUGUCCUAUUAGCAGUCAUGUCAUAUGACCGCUAUGUGGCCAUUUGCAACCCAUUGCGCUACACAUCAAUUAUGAGUACUCAGCUCUGCCCAUGGCUAGUCCUCGGAUCUUGUACUGUUGCCUUUUUGGCUACCAUCUUUCCCACCAUCCUGGUUAUAAAUCUACCUUUCUGUAACAACAAUAAUAUUGAUCACUUUUUCUGUGACAGUGUGGCCUUGAUGAAGCUGGCUUGUGCUGACACUAGUUUUGUGGAGCUACUGAGUUUCUUCUCAUCCUCAGUCACCGUGGUGGGAUCCUUUAUUUUCACAGUGGUGUCCUACAUUUACAUAAUAAAAACCAUUCUCAAGAUCCCGUCUGCCUCUGGGCGCCACAAGGCAUUCUCCACCUGUUCCUCCCACUUUAUUAUUGUCAGUCUUGGCUAUGGCAGCUGCAUCUUCAUGUAUGUACGGCCCUCAGGCAGCAACCCAUCAAUUAAUAAGAUGGUAUCUUUGAUCAAUACAGUGCUGACACCCCUGAUGAGUCCAUUCAUCUUCAGUCUGAGAAAUCAGCAGGUGAAAGCUGCCCUCAAGUCACUUUUUAUUAAGCAUGCAGUCUACUCAAAGAAUAACCCAAAGUUGGGAUAA
Molecule: messenger RNA, 890 nt
Organism: Podarcis raffonei (Aeolian wall lizard)
Lineage: Eukaryota; Metazoa; Chordata; Lepidosauria; Squamata; Lacertidae
Product: olfactory receptor 6M1-like
Exons: 1
Coding region: 12-890 (292 amino acids)
Biological process (GO): G protein-coupled receptor signaling pathway
Cellular component (GO): membrane
Molecular function (GO): olfactory receptor activity; G protein-coupled receptor activity
Source: RefSeq, a predicted model, not a curated record